Molecule: messenger RNA, 1587 nt
Organism: Saccharomyces eubayanus
Lineage: Eukaryota; Fungi; Ascomycota; Saccharomycetes; Saccharomycetales; Saccharomycetaceae
Gene: GAL1
Product: galactokinase
Exons: 1
Coding region: 1-1587 (528 amino acids)
Biological process (GO): carbohydrate phosphorylation; galactose metabolic process
Cellular component (GO): cytoplasm; cytosol
Molecular function (GO): galactokinase activity; ATP binding
Source: RefSeq, a predicted model, not a curated record
AUGACGAAACCUUACUCAGAAAAUGUGCCAGUCCCCGAAUUCAAUGCCAAAACCGAGGACCUGCCAAAACCAUUGGUUGAAAAAUGCCCAACUAUCACUGAAAAAUUUAGUAGUGCCUACGGUGCUAAACCAGAUUUCAUUGCCAGAUCUCCAGGUAGGGUUAAUUUGAUCGGUGAACAUAUCGACUACUGUGACUUCUCCGUCUUGCCUUUAGCCAUUGAUGUUGAUAUGCUUUGCGCUGUUAAGGUCUUGGAUGACAAGAAUCCAUCUAUUACAUUGACCAAUGCUGAUCCCAAGUUUGCUCAAAGAAAAUUCGAUUUGCCUUUGGACGGUUCAUACGUUACGAUCGACCCUUCUGUCUCAGACUGGUCCAAUUAUUUCAAGUGUGGUCUACAUGUUGCUCACUCAUUUUUGAAGAAACUUGCCCCGGAAAGGUUUGCCAACGCACCCUUAGCUGGUUUAGAGGUUUUUUGUGAAGGUGAUGUUCCAACUGGCAGUGGUUUGUCUUCUUCUGCCGCUUUCAUUUGUGCUGUUUCUUUAGCCGUUGUUAGAGCCAACAUGGGCCCUGAUUAUCACAUGUCUAAACAGGAUUUAAUGCGUAUUACAGUCGUAGCAGAGCAUUAUGUCGGUGUUAACAAUGGGGGUAUGGAUCAAGCUGCCUCUGUCUGCGGUGAAGAAGAUCAUGUUUUAUACGUCGAAUUCAAGCCACAAUUGAAGGCCACUCCGUUCAAAUUCCCACAGUUGAAAGACUAUGAAGUUAGUUUUGUAAUCGCUAACACCCUUGUUGUCUCCAACAAGUUCGAAACUGCUCCAACUAAUUACAACCUAAGAGUGGUAGAAGUUACUACAGCUGCCAACGUCUUAGCCGCUAAAUAUGGCGUUGUCUUGCCUUCUGAAAAAGAAGGAUCAAGUUUGAAUAAAGGUAAUUUGAGAGAUUUUAUGAACGCCUAUUAUGCUAGAUACCACAACGUCUCUGCACCAUGGAAUGGUGAUAUUGAAACCGGCAUCGAACGUUUGACAAAGAUGCUUGAGUUAGUCGAAGAGUCUUUGACCGGUAAGAAGAAUGGUUUUAGCGUCGAUGAUGCCGCCCAAGCUUUAAACUGUUCUCGUGAAGAGUUUACAAAGGAUUACUUGACAACAUUCCCAGUCAGAUUCCAAGUCUUAAAGCUAUACCAAAGAGCCAAACAUGUUUACUCUGAAUCUUUAAGAGUAUUGAGAGCUUUAAAAUUAAUGACUACCGCAAAGUUCGCCACUGAUGAAGAUUUUUUCAAGCAGUUCGGUGCUUUAAUGAACGAGUCUCAAGCUUCCUGUGACAAACUUUACGAAUGUUCCUGCUCAGAGACUGACACAAUUUGUUCCAUCGCUUUAGCGAAUGGGUCUUACGGUUCUCGUUUGACUGGUGCCGGUUGGGGUGGUUGCACCGUUCACUUGGUUCCAGGUGGGCCAAACGGUAAUGUAGAGAAAGUGAAGAAGGCUCUCGUCAACGAAUUUUACAAGGUUAAAUAUCCCAACAUUACUGACGCUGAGUUGGAAGACGCUAUAAUCGUCUCUAAACCAGCCUUGGGUAGUUGUUUGUAUGAAUUAUAA